This is a messenger RNA of Dujonia railenensis, 1164 nucleotides long. The record is from the annotation of a GenBank genome assembly. Lineage: Eukaryota; Fungi; Ascomycota; Pichiomycetes; Serinales; Debaryomycetaceae.
AUGAAUAUAAGAUUGUUAGCAAAAAGCAGUAUAAGAAAUGGCCUUUUUAGGUACUACUCUUCUGCGGCACCCCAAGCGAAGAAACCCACAGGUGUAGUUUUCAUGAACAUGGGGGGCCCAUCUAAAGUCAGCGAAACUUAUGACUUUUUAUAUCGUUUGUUCUCUGACAAAGAUCUUAUUCCUUUGGGACCAUUUCAGAACUGGACGGCUAAGUUCAUAGCUCGUAGAAGAACCCCAAAGAUUGAGAGCCAUUAUGAAGAGAUUGGUGGGGGUUCACCCAUCAGGUACUGGUCUGAGUACCAGUGUCAAAAGGUUUGCUCCAUAUUGGAUAAGAUCAACCCCGAAACCGCUCCUCACAAGCCUUACGUGGCGUUCAGGUAUGCUAAUCCAUUAACUGAGGACACCUUGAAGCAAAUGUUGAACGAUGGAGUUGAAAGGGCUGUUGCCUUCUCGCAGUACCCUCAGUUUUCCUAUUCAACUACAGGUUCUUCUAUGAACGAGUUGUAUAGAAAAACGUUGGAAUUAGACCCUGAAAGAAGUAUAGUUUGGUCUUUUAUCGAUCGUUGGCCAAAGCACCAAGGGUUGAUCAAGGCAUUCUCCCAACACAUUGAAGACAAGGUAGCCGAAUUCCCUGAAUCUGAAAGAAGUAAUGUAUCCAUCUUAUUCUCUGCGCAUUCAUUGCCUAUGGAAAUAGUCAACCGUGGAGACUCUUAUCCUGCUGAGGUUGCGUCUACCGUGUAUGCUAUAAUGGAGAAUUUAAACUUCAAGUACAAGUAUAGAUUGGUUUGGCAAUCUCAAGUCGGCCCUAGACCAUGGCUUGGUGGGCAAACUGACAAGAUUGUCAAGAGGUUAGAGAAGAAGGACGAAAUCAAGGGCAUGGUAUUGGUUCCAGUUGCAUUCACCUCCGACCAUAUUGAAACCUUGCACGAGUUAGACAUCGAAUUGAUGGAGGAGAGUGAUUUCCCUGAAAAGAUCAAGAGAGCCGAAUCACUAAACGGAAACGAACAAUUUAUUGAAGGCUUGGCUGAGCUCGUGAAGGACCACUUGAAUUCUGAGACUUUAUACUCCAAGCAAUUAGAAUUAGACGUAUCAUUAGCAGGAGAAUAUGCAUCUGAUACCUUCGACCACCCUAGUGAGAUGUUUGGAGAUCAUAGAACGAAGUAA